CUGGUUUGACGACCAGCUCCGCCGCUGCGCUGAUUUGCUGAGCAACUCGACACUGGCGUCAAAGAUGCGUGUGUGGAGGAGGCAGCGGUAGAGAGACGGAGAGCGAGAAGUUACAGUGACGGGCUGAGACCGACUCCGUUUACCGAGCCGGGACGGAGCGCUUCUAUCGACACACGCGGACUCCCAACUUCCCACGGGAACGACCUCAACUCGAGUUGAGAGCAGCGGGAGUUGUCGCACCUUGGCCGCGAAUCCCGAGCCGCUCCGCGGGUCUGAGCAACUCUCCGGUCCCCUCUUUCCGUCAACCUCCGGCUGUGUUCAUGUUCCUCCCGUCGUCCUGCACUUUGAGCCCGUGUCUAAUGGAGGGCCCCGUACGGAUUUUCCUCCAGAAGAAUGUGUUCUGCUGCUGAUUCGCCGGACGGUUCGCGGCUUUCGCCCUCCUGCAAGAGAGGUUUGCUGACCAGACGAGGCUGUGCGUGUUGGGCAACACGGCUGCUGGCAGGGGUCAAAGUGCACCAUGGACAGUGGCCUAAGGGUCCUCCUGUCCACUCUGCUGUGUCUCAGCCAGUCCCUGCUUGUCGGCUGCUCCUCUCAAUAUCCAUCUUUCCUCUCUGAGCCCGCCUCCUUGGUUCAGAGUCGAGGAUCUGUUGCUCAUCUGCUGUGCUCGGCGAGUCCUCCCUCAGUGGUUUCCUGGCGCUUCAGAGGCCGUCCCCUGGACCGCGACACCCUGCCUGGCGUGGAGAUCCACGAGGGCUCCCUCACCAUCCCCUCCCUUAAGUCCAGCCACGUGGGCGUCUAUCAGUGUGUGGCACGCGUCGACCAUGGGUCGGCUAUCGCCAGCCGCCACGCGCGUGUGGCCAUAGCAGAAAUAUCAGAGUACGAAGAUGGCCGACGGCGGUCGUUGUCCGUGCAGGAAGGCAGCUCGGUUCUUAUCGAGUGUCCUCUACCGCACAGCGUCCCUCCAGCACUUCCCCGGCUGAGAGCACGAGGGGAGCGGAUAGACGUGUCAACAGAUGACUACUUGGUGCUUCCAUCAGGAAACCUCCAGAUUAUCUCGGUUUCGGACCAGCACCAGGGCAUGUAUAAAUGCGGUGCAUUCAACCCAGUGACUGGGGAAACCGUCAUGCAGUCUCAUGGCACCAAGCUGUCGGUGAAACAUUCGGACUCCUCCCCCUCAGUGAGGGUGGUUUACCCCACCGCCCCACUGACCGUUUCGGUGCAGCAGUCGCAGCCGCUGACGUUGGAGUGCAUCGUGUCUGGAAGCCCCGCGCCGGCAGCCACAUGGUUUAGGAACGGUGAGGAGGUCACACUGGGGCCUUCUCGUCAACGAUGGCACAACAACCUGGCCUUCGUUGCCGUGACGAGGGCCGACGAGGGGAGUUACGCCUGCGCUGCCGAGUCCGAGCAGGGCACGGUGACCAGCGCCAACUACACUGUGAAUGUUCUUGAGCCCUUGUCCAUCGCCGAGGGCCUGACCGACCAGCACGUCCCUCGCGGCUCCUCCGCUCGUUUCACCUGCGUCGGGACGGGAAACCCGUCCGCAAACGUCACCUGGCUGUUCAACGCCAACCCCAUCGCCCCAUCGCGCCGCUUCCAGAUCUCUGGUUCUUCACUCGUUCUUACGGACGUGACGCCGCAGGACGAGGGCUCGUUUCAGUGUCUGCUGGACAACGGGAUCGACUCGGCACAGUCGUGUGCAAUCCUGACGAUGCAGUCAGAUCCACAGCUGGGCUCCACUGCUGCUGCUGCUGUGCUGCUGGAGGCCUCCCCGUCGCUCCACCCCAUGCAGAGCGACGAGGGCCACGAGCGCUUCCUCGCCGAAGACGAGGGCGGCGCCAUCAGUCUGCCGGCUGAAAGGAGUAACGGCCGUCCGACUCCAGAGGCGCCGAUCAUCACCAGUCCGCCACAGACUCACAAGCCCGAUAUGUACGACCUGGAGUGGAGGGCGGGGCGCGACGGAGGGAGUCAAAUCAACGCCUAUUUUGUCAAAUACCGCAAGGUUGAUGAAAUGGGAACAGUGGUGGGGAGCUGGCAGACCGUUCGGGUCCCCGGCAGUGAGAAGACCCUGCGGCUGUCGGAGCUCGAGGCCUCCAGUCUCUACGAGGUGCUGAUGGUUGCUCGAAGUUCGGCGGGCGAGGGCCAGCCGGCCAUGCUCACCUUCCGCACCGGCAAGGAGAAAAGCACCACCGCCACCAAGCAUCCGGCCAAGCCGCCCGUCAUCUCGAUGCCCCCUAAAGCCCCGGAGGACAAAACCACCAACACGCACUUUGGCGUCGUCAUACACGACAGAGUGCCUGAGGCCCCUGACCGCCCCACCAUCUCCAUGGCGACUGAAAGUUCUGUGUAUGUCACUUGGAUCCCGAGAGCCAAUGGCGGGUCUCCAAUCACAGCUUUCCGUGUGGAGUACAGACGUGGCCGCAGCACAGAGUGGAUUGUGGCUGCGGACAACAUCUCGCCACUCAAGCUGUCGGUGGAAGUCCGCAAUCUGGAGCCUGGUUCCUCCUACAAGUUCCGCGUCUUAGCCAUAAACAUGUACGGCGAGAGUCCUCACAGCGUUCCCUCCAAGCCGUACCAGGUGCCACAAGCCGGCCAGCGUAUCGCUGACCGCCCUGUGGUCGGGCCGCACAUCUCAGCCACGGACCCCAUCAGUGCCACACAGAUCAUGCUGCGCUGGACUUAUAGCCCCACGAGCAACAACAACACUCCAAUCCAGGGCUUCUACAUUUACUACCGGCCCACGGACAGCGACAACGACAGCGACUACAAACGGGAUAUGGUCGAAGGUGCAAAACACUGGCACUUGAUUGGACAUCUCCAGCCAGAGACCUCUUACGAUAUCAAGAUGCAGUGCUUUAAUGAUGGGGGGGAGAGCGAAUACAGCAACGUCAUGAUCUGUGAGACCAAAGCACGUCAGUCCCCCGGGUCGCCCAGCCAGCACCCCAUCACCCCACCUUACCCUCACCCGCGGGAGCCUCCCAGCUCACCUGGAGGACUGCUGUACCUGAUUGUGGGCUGCAUUCUGGGAGUGAUGGUGCUCAUCCUGCUGGCUUUCAUUGCCAUGUGUCUGUGGAGGAAUCGUCAGCAGAACAACAUGCACAAGUACGACCCCCCCGGCUACCUGUACCAGCCAGCGGAGAUGAAUGGCCAUGUCCUGGAGUACACCACCCUGCCUGGCAGCAGCCGCAUCAAUGGGGGCAUCCACGGUGGCUACGGGCACAGCGGCCCCAUGUUACCCCACGGUUGCCAUCACCUCCACCACAAGCUCCCCAACGGCUCCGGCAGCCCGUUCUCACCCGGCCACCCACACGGCCACGAUGGCACCCUCACCCACAGCACCUGCGACUGCGAGCACUCGCACCCCCACCAUAAUGGUGGAGGCAUGUACACCACUCUCCCCCAGACGGAGUCGUCUGAUUGUAUGAGCUGUCAGAACCUCUGCAACAACAAUAGAUGUUACAACAAGACCAAUGGCACUUUCUCCAGCGGCACUCUGCCUGUAAUGCAUUGCGUGGCGCCAUGCCAGCAGGACGGCCUGGAGAUGGUGCCUCUGGGCCAGGUUUCGUCGCAGUGCCACGGCCUCGACGGCCACAUGCACUUUGGAGUGGACGCGGGGUGCCAGCCAGACGAGCACAGAGAGUCCUCGCCCUCACAGCAUUCCUGCUGUCUGGUCGGGAACAAUGAAAACUGUCCAGCAGACAAAACUGCUGAGGAGGAGCUGGAGUGCAUGGACAUGGAGGGGCCCGUGGUGUGCUGGGAGAGUCUUGGCAUGCCAGACUUGGACUGUGACGAAAAGCCUGGCUGGAUCUCCAGCAGCAGCCUGGCAGGCGAGCUGAUCCAGCCCGGCCCACAGGAGGUCUGACCACAGCCCGGCACCAACACACUCUCCUGCAGCGUGGAGGGAGACCACGCAGAGAAGGCGGCGGUGGGAACGUCACAGAGGAAGAGCACCGGCGACGGGCGAGUCAGAGACACUGUUGCGGUGACGAGGACACUCGAUGUGCUCCGGACUGAGCUGGAGGAACGCGGUGUGGAGAGAGACUGAGCGAGGCCAAAGGGAGGGAAACGCCGAGAGCAAAGGAGAAGUGUCUCAAAGACUGAAACGAUAUCCCACUGGAGGGGGAAGACUCUCGCGGAAGAUCACAAACUCUUGAGACGACUUAUUUAUUUUUUUGUAGUAGUGAAAUAUUAUUUCAUAUGAAUGUAUCUGUUUUAAAGUAAAAAUAAGUUUGUCUUUUAUAUUAUUUAUGCCUUUUUGGAUGAGAAAUACUUUACAUGUUGUUGUUGUUGUUGUUUUGUCCCUCUGUGUUCCGCUCAAAUGUGGAGAUUAGCAAUUGUCCGUGUAAAGUUUUGUAAUAAUAUAAAGAGAAGAUAUGGAAGAGUAAACCACAAACUGUU
This is a messenger RNA of Pseudoliparis swirei, 4395 nucleotides long. RefSeq names its product cell adhesion associated, oncogene regulated (gene cdon). Gene Ontology annotation, molecular function: protein binding. Lineage: Eukaryota; Metazoa; Chordata; Actinopteri; Perciformes; Liparidae. The transcript is spliced from 19 exons. The record is from RefSeq and is a predicted model, not a curated record. Gene Ontology annotation, biological process: cell-cell adhesion; axon guidance; nervous system development. Bases 518 to 3859 code for a protein of 1113 amino acids. Gene Ontology annotation, cellular component: plasma membrane; axon.